AUGGAUUUCAGGACUACCUGUGAGGAGACAAAGACAGGGGUUUGUUUGCUGCAGGACGGUAAUCAGGAGCCUUUCAACGUGCGGCUGCACCUGGCCAAAGACAUUCUGAUGAUCCAGGAGCAGGAUGUGAUAUGUGUGUCCGGUGAGCCUUUCUAUUCUGGCGAAAGAACGGUGACCAUCAGAAGACAAACUGUAGGAGGAUUUGGAUUAAGCAUAAAGGGGGGAGCGGAACAUAACAUUCCAGUUGUCAUUUCAAAAAUCUCCAAGGAGCAAAGAGCUGAGCUCUCAGGACUGCUGUUUAUUGGGGACGCGAUUCUGCAGAUAAAUGGGAUUAAUGUGAGAAAAUGCAGACAUGAAGAAGUGGUUCAGGUUCUUCGGAAUGCCGGAGAAGAAGUGACCCUGACGGUCUCAUUUUUUAAAAGAGCACCUGCUUUCCUCAAACUCCCACUGAACGAAGAUUGUGCAUGUGCACCGAGUGACCAGAGCAGCGGCACCUCCUCUCCCCUCUGCGACAGUGGCUUGCACCUCAACUAUCAUCCCAACAACACAGACGCGCUGUCCCGCUCUUCGUGGCCCGCGGCCCCGGGCCUGAGGUGGGACAAGCGAUGGCGCGACCUCAGGCUCGUCCCCCUGCUGCAUUCGCGGCUCUCGCAGUGCGUGCCCGGGACGGACCGCAGCCGGCAGAACGCGUUUCAAGUCAUCGCCGUGGACGGGGUUUGCAGCGGGACCAUCCAGUGCCUCUCUGCCGAGGACUGCGGCCAGUGGCUGCGCGCCGUAGCGACCAACAUCUCCAGCCUCACGAAGCACAACAUUAGAAAGAUCAACAGAAACUUUCCUGUAAACCAGCAGAUUGUCUACAUGGGCUGGUGCGAAACACGGGAACAAGACCCCCUUCAGGACCGCAUGUACUCGCCGACGUUCCUGGCCCUGAGGGGCUCGUGUCUUUAUAAGUUUCUGGCACCUCCAGUGACCACGUGGGACUGGGCCCGAGCAGAGAAAACGUUUUCCGUUUAUGAGAUCAUGUGCAAGGUUCUCAAGGACAGUGACCUGCUGGACCGGCGGAAACACUGCUUCACCGUGCAGUCCGAGUCUGGGGAGGACCUCUACUUCUCCGUGGAGUUAGACUCUGACCUCGCCCAGUGGGAGAGAGCCUUCCAAACAGCAACCUUUCUGGAGGUGGAACGGAUACAGUGCAAGACGUACGCGUGUGUGCUGGAAAGUCACCUGAUGGGGCUCACGAUCGACUUCAGCAUGGGCUUCAUCUGCUUUGACGCCGCGACCAAGGCAGUACUUUGGAGGUAUAAGUUUUCUCAGCUUAAAGGUUCUUCAGAUGACGGCAAGAGCAAAAUCAAGUUUUUGUUUCAGAAUCCAGAUACUAAACAGAUUGAAGCAAAGGAGCUGGAGUUUCCGAAUCUGUUUGCUGUUCUCCACUGCAUCCACUCGUUCUUUGCCGCCAAGGUGGCUUGUCUGGACCCUCUCUGUCUAGGCAAUCAGGCUGCUGCUUCCGUUGCCCCCAGCUCCAGCAUGAUGAGCAGAGCCAAGUACAUGACUUGACAGCCUGAGCUUGGCACCCCUCUUACCUUGACUUAUAAACAGAGCAAUCGUACUCGUCGCUCUAGACACUGGAGAAGCAAUCACAUCAUCAAGUCAACAGUGAAGCCAAGGUGAA
Messenger RNA from Kogia breviceps (pygmy sperm whale), 1669 nucleotides. It is a transcript of the gene SNTG1, whose product is annotated as syntrophin gamma 1. Gene Ontology annotation, cellular component: dystrophin-associated glycoprotein complex; intracellular anatomical structure. The record is from RefSeq and is a predicted model, not a curated record. Gene Ontology annotation, molecular function: protein binding; structural molecule activity. NCBI's taxonomy places the organism in Eukaryota, Metazoa, Chordata, Mammalia, Artiodactyla, Physeteridae.